Messenger RNA from Ciona intestinalis (vase tunicate), 1548 nucleotides. Its product is annotated as autophagy-related protein 101. The record is from RefSeq and is a predicted model, not a curated record. NCBI's taxonomy places the organism in Eukaryota, Metazoa, Chordata, Ascidiacea, Phlebobranchia, Cionidae. Gene Ontology annotation, cellular component: phagophore assembly site; Atg1/ULK1 kinase complex. Gene Ontology annotation, molecular function: protein kinase binding. Gene Ontology annotation, biological process: autophagosome assembly; autophagy.
UAUUGUUUUAUGUACAGGGAAAAUCGCCACCGUUUAAUAUAUUGUUAAGUAUCAUGAAUGCUCAUUCAUACAACAUUGAAAUAGUUGUGGAGUGUGGGCAAGUUGAGGAAUCUGUUCUUGGGAUAUUUCAUUCAAUCCUUCUUCACCGAUCAACUGGAAAGUUUCAUUACAGACAUGAAGGAACGUAUUCUGUUGGAACCGUCGGGACAAAUGACGUAGAUUGUGAGUUUGUGGAUUUUACUUAUGUAGCGGUUGCUUCAAAUGCACUGGACGCGAUCCUACGCAAGCAUGUUGGUGCGUUUCGUGAACAAUUGGAACAAAAAUCCAUCAACGGAGUAGCAGCGGGGACUAUUAGCCUUGAAUUCUUCCAGAAACGUAGAAAUCGUUGGCCGUUUAAUGAUGAAUGCGUUCCCUGGGAAGUAUGGAACUUGCAAGUUAUUGAACGAGUCUUGUCGUCCGAAAACGAACGUGUUGUAGCUCGUGAAACCGCUGGAGCACGGCUAGCUGAGAAAGUUGCAUCCAUUGUUGAAGCGGUCGGCCGCCAUGAGUUUGUGCCCAAGAUGCCAACACAGUCUGACUUGUCGCUUGUGUUUGAAACUUCUUUAGCUGACGUACAACCUUACCUGUUUAAAGUUUACCACACGUUUGGAAACACAGGAUUUAAUGGAACGAGUAGCAACCCAAAUACUGUUGGUUCAACUGUUCGACGUCUGUUUCGAGACACGCUGACUUUGUAAAUAUAUUUUCUGCCUGUUGAUCUAAUGCACUUGUUUAUUUCUUAUUCUGCCUGUUAAUAUGUAUACAGAUCUAAAUAUCUAUGUUUGUAUUUUGUUAAACAUGUUAUACAGCUUGAUGUACUGUGUUUAUAGUUAAACUACAACUUUCUCUAUUUAACCGGUAAAUUUUGAUGUUCUUUUUAACUGAUUAGUCCAGUCUUUUAUAAGGAAACCAAAUAUUAAGCAAAAAUUAAUUCACAUCUAUGACAAUCUAAUUUAGGGAACUAGGUGUACUACUUAAUAAAAUUGCAUUUUAUCAAUAACCUGUGGCUGUGUACACCUUUAUCAUUAGCCUGGUAGUGUGGUGGCUGCAAUAUUUCUUGACGAUUUUUAAUUGUAUGGACAGGCUGUAUCGUAUGCUGGUCUGAACAAGCAUAUUUUGCCGUUAAACUAAGCUACAACAACAACUUUAUUGCUUACAUAAAGAUAAAGUGUGAUGGACUUACUAAUCACAUGUAUUAUCACACACUGUACUUUAAUUCUGUUAUCUCUUUUUGUUAAAAUUCGGUUUAUUGUUGAGAUAAUGGAGCAGUUGUACGAAUAUAUUAUAUUUGUUUGUCGGCUUUUUCUUUUGUAUUUUUUUCCUCACACAGUGUUAUAAACAUAGUUAUGUGGUUACCUGGCUAUCUUUUAUUUGUUUUAAGAUACAUUGAUUUAUCAUUAAUACUGAGCGAUUAAUGUUAUGCAAUAAGGUGUAAUAUAUUCACAUUUCUCCAAUAUUUUACUCAACAACAUUUUGCCCGAUAUUUUAUUUUGACGUUUCUUGUUAAAG